GUGCUUUGUUUCAUACAGCACCGGUACCCAGGGAUCAGCAGAGCCAGGGAUUCUCCUUUGCUGCAUCCAUUCACUCCCACCAGUUACACUGGAGCACAGGACACCGGGCCGGUCUCACUUUCAUGCAGAUAUGACUUCUCAUACCCUACUGUGCCCACCGAAAGCCCUAGAUCUACUAAUGAGUGCAUCCCCAAUGUGCUGACAUCACUCCUCUGCACAAUAGGCUACCAGCUCUGCUACAAAGACAUGAAGAUCUGGAGCUCAGAGCAUGUGUUCAGCCAUCCUUGGGAUGCCGUAAUUAAAGCAGCCAUGAGGAAAUACCCAAAUCCCAUGAAUCCUUGUGUGGUCGGGGUGGAUGUGGUUGAUCGAAGCUUGGAUCCCCAAGGAAGAUUACACAGCCAUCGCCUUCUCAGCACAGAGUGGAGGCUGCCAGGUCUUGUGAGGGCUAUUCUUGGAACCAGCAGAACAUUGACAUAUAUUAAGGAACAUUCCAUAGUGGACCCAGUAAAGAAGAAAAUGGUUUUAUGUUCAACAAAUAUAUCACUCACAAAUCUGGUGUCUGUUGAUGAAAGGUUGGUUUACACACCUCAUCCCGAACAUCCAGAAGAGACAGUACUGACCCAAGAAGCCAUAAUUACAGUGAAAGGAGUCAGCCUGAGUAGUUAUCUGGAAGGAUUGAUGGCUAACACAAUUUCUUCAAAUGCUAGAAAGGGGUGGGAUGCAAUUGAAUGGAUCAUUCAAAAUUCUGAGAGCACAGUAAGCUAA
Messenger RNA from Staurois parvus, 765 nucleotides. Lineage: Eukaryota; Metazoa; Chordata; Amphibia; Anura; Ranidae. The record is from the annotation of a GenBank genome assembly.